GCCAAUGGGCGGAGCCGGCCUCGAGUCCCCGCCCCGCUGCCCGCUGACGUCACGGGGCCGCCGGGGCGCGCGGCGCCGCCGCCAUGGUGUCCGCCCACAAAGGUCGCCCGGCCACUGGCGCCCGCGGAACCUUCCUCGCCCGGGUCCCGUCGCUGUAGCGGCCGCCGCCCCACCAUGGCCUUCGUCACCAGGCAGUUCGUGCGCUCCGUGUCCUCCUCGUCUGCCGCCUCGGCCGCAGCCAAGAAAAUCAUCGUCAAGCACGUCACGGUGAUCGGCGGCGGGCUGAUGGGCGCGGGCAUCGCGCAGGUUGCUGCAGCAACUGGCCACACGGUAGUGUUGGUAGACCAAACAGAGGACAUCCUGGCAAAAUCCAGACAGGGAAUUGAGGACAGCCUUAGGAAAGUGGCAAAGAAGAAGUUUGCAGAAAACCCUAAGGCUGGUGACGAGUUUGUGGAGAAGACCCUGAGCAGCAUAUCAACCAGCACGGACGCGGCAGCCGUGGUGCACAGCACGGACCUGGUGGUGGAGGCCAUCGUAGAGAAUCUGGCGGUGAAGAACGAGCUCUUCAAAAGGCUGGACAAGUUUGCCGCUGAACAUACGAUCUUUGCCAGCAAUACCUCCUCCUUGCAGAUCACAAGCAUAGCCAACGCCACCACCAGACAAGACCGGUUUGCUGGCCUCCAUUUCUUCAACCCAGUGCCUCUGAUGAAGCUUGUGGAGGUCAUUAAAACACCAAUGACCAGCCAGAAGACGUUCGAAUCUCUGGUCGACUUCAGCAAAGCCCUGGGAAAGCAUCCUGUUUCUUGCAAGGACACUCCUGGGUUCAUUGUGAACCGGCUCCUGGUGCCGUAUCUCAUGGAGGCGGUCAGGCUGCACGAGCGAGGUGACGCGUCCAAGGAGGACAUUGACACUGCGAUGAAGCUGGGAGCCGGGUACCCUAUGGGCCCCUUUGAGCUUCUAGAUUAUGUUGGGCUGGACACUACGAAGUUCAUCAUGGAUGGGUGGCACGAAUUAGACGUGAAGGACCCCAUGUUUCAGCCCAGCCCAGCCUUGAAUAAGCUGGUAGCAGAGAAGAAGCUCGGCAGGAAGACUGGAGAAGGCUUUUACAAAUACAAAUGACGGGCAGCUUGUCUGGCUCUGAGAAGAACCGGUGAGCAGUGAGCGCUGGCCAGCCACGCUGGACGCCCUCCGGGCACGCUCCUCCCUCGCGCGGCCUGCGCGCUGCGCGUUCUGAUCAUGAUCUCCAGUGAUUACUUUCAUUAGUUACAGUGCCUGAUUCCUCCAUCGAGCACGGAUUCCCUUUUUUAGUCUGACCAUUUCUAUGUAUUUUCUAAACAGCUUUACACCCUUGGUGCCUUAGAGCAAAAGUUUCUUUUAACCAUGCCGUUUUUGUAAAGCGUUGCCUGAAUUCGUUCCCUCUGAGAGCGAGGGGCGCGGUGUCCACGGCGCCGCGCAGGGUGUCACGAGCGGGCGGCGCGUGCGUGGCGCGUCUGGGAAGCGCCGUAGCAGGCGGCACCCGAAUCUUGCCUUCAUGAGAACGUUGUGCAGCCCGCAGCUUUGAGCCUUCCCUGCGUUCUGGACACAACAUGAGUUGCUGUCUUUUUUCAGCUCAUCAUUAAGACACCGCUGCUGGGUUGCUGGGACUCUGUGUGCUUGGUUUGCUGGAAGACAUCUGUCUUCGUGGGCAUUCAGAUCCACAAAUCUUACUGAUUACUGUCUCCCUUUUUCCCCAUGAGAAAUCAGUGUUGAAAACAGCCUAUUAAUUGACUCUAAUAAAAUAUAAUCUUUUAGUCUGAAAAUUUGAAUUGAAAUAAACAUGUAUAACUUAAAAUUGUAA
Molecule: messenger RNA, 1837 nt
Organism: Microcebus murinus (gray mouse lemur)
Lineage: Eukaryota; Metazoa; Chordata; Mammalia; Primates; Cheirogaleidae
Gene: HADH
Product: hydroxyacyl-CoA dehydrogenase
Biological process (GO): fatty acid beta-oxidation
Cellular component (GO): mitochondrion
Molecular function (GO): NAD+ binding; (3S)-3-hydroxyacyl-CoA dehydrogenase (NAD+) activity
Source: RefSeq, a predicted model, not a curated record